This is a messenger RNA of Porites lobata, 321 nucleotides long. The record is from the annotation of a GenBank genome assembly. NCBI's taxonomy places the organism in Eukaryota, Metazoa, Cnidaria, Anthozoa, Scleractinia, Poritidae.
AUGCAACCCGGAGAUAGAGUGCUUGUGCGGAAUUUAAGCGAACGGGGCGGCGCAGGUAAACCUCGCUCGCACCGAAUUCAUGUGGUGGUUAGUCGUAAAGGUGAGGACAGUCCAGUCUAUGAGGUCAAACCUGAGACCGGUCCUGGUGGGACACGAAUUCUACACAGAAACUUGUUGCUGCCAUGCAACCAUCUCCCAGUAGAUGUUGCGAGUAAGACCCCUCACAGACAGAAGUCUCGGAAAGAAAUUAUGAGAGAGAAAAAUCACGCGCCUACAACACUUGUGGAAGAGUCGUCAGAAGACGAAAGUGAGCAUUACUAG